AUGAACAACGUUAACGAGAUUUUUGACGAUGAAGAUGACGAGGAGGAGAAGAAAAGCCCAGAAGAUCGAAAAAGGUUGUUCAGAAAAGAAUUGAGCUCUAUGUUAUAUGGUUUUGGCGAUGUAAAGGUGAGGACUUGAAUUAUUAUGGUUUUUUUUUGUUUUUAGGGCUUAAAAAAUUUUCUUUCAUCUUUGUCACCGAAAAUAGCUGAAUUUCGGCUGAAACUUGCGUAUAAACAAUGAGUGCUUUGAGCUAUAAAUUUUGUUUACUCUAGCAAAGCACGUAAAUUUAUUUUAAAUGUUUUUAUAGGAAACAGAUGAAGCAACUUUGGAAGCGUUGGAGAAGAUCGUCAUGGAUUAUAUCGAAAAGUUGUGCAAGAAAGCUUUGAAAGUGGGGAAAGGCAACAGACUGGGACUUGAUGACAUUUAUUAUUUGAUUCGCCGUGAUCGAAGGAAGUUUGCUCGUGUACGAGAGUUGUUAUCAAUGAGCGAAGAACUGAAGAAGGCGCGACGAGCUUUCGACGAUGCCAAGGAGAUCUGA
Molecule: messenger RNA, 538 nt
Organism: Bursaphelenchus okinawaensis
Lineage: Eukaryota; Metazoa; Nematoda; Chromadorea; Rhabditida; Aphelenchoididae
Source: the annotation of a GenBank genome assembly